This is a messenger RNA of Manduca sexta (tobacco hornworm), 980 nucleotides long. RefSeq lists its product as uncharacterized. Lineage: Eukaryota; Metazoa; Arthropoda; Insecta; Lepidoptera; Sphingidae. The transcript has 2 exons. The record is from RefSeq and is a predicted model, not a curated record. Bases 121 to 744 code for a protein of 207 amino acids.
GUGUCUAGACAUGCGGGGCGAAGUGCGGGACGGUAUAGGUACCAAGCUGGCGACAGUCGCUCGGGACAUUUACUCAGGGAGUCACGCAGAUUCAAUUCGAAUUUUAACACUUUUUGUAACAUGGUUAAAACUACAUGCGCCGUAAGAGGUUGUUACUCAUCUUCAUACAUUCAUAAGGAUUUGAUGUUUCAUCAAUUACCACGCACAGAAGAGAGAUGUAAACUAUGGGCCAAAGCAUGUGGAAGAGCCGAUUUACUUAAAAUGUCUAUGAAGAGUCUGAAGAAUACUUACAUUUGCAGCUUACACUUUGGGUCUUACAUGUACGGAAAAAGGACUUUGAAGAAAUCAGCUGUGCCGUUGUUACGGAUACCAACCGACAAGGAAUCAUGUACGAGAUCUACACAAACAAAAAUUGCAAAUACCACAGUGAAAACAGAAUUGUGUAUAAAACUUAUACAUGACGACAAUGGUAAUUUAAUGGGGUCUUCAGAACAUCUUAAUAAGGAUUAUAGUAAAACGCCGACAACAACAGAUUGCACUCUUAAAAGUAUGGCAGAAGACGAAGUUGAUGUGACAUGCAAGAAAGAAUUACCUGAUAAAAAUAGUGAUAUUACGGAGGCACAAUUUUUGAAAGGUUGCGAUAAAUUUUUGCCAGAGAAGUUAAGUGCCUACGUAAAGACUCAAGUAUAUUUUAAAAUGCAUAGUAAAAACGACACUCCAAAGAUUAUGAAUUAUUUUGAUUAAUCUACAGAACCCCAGCAGAAUCUAUACCUUUAUGGAGUACUUAUUAAUUGUAUUGACGAGGCCAUGUACAAUCAGCAAAGACCAACUUGGAUUAUACCUAAGUACAGAUUAGUGGCAACACACUUCGAACGGUGAGAUAGGUUUAACACCAAAAGUUUAUAAGGCUUGUACAAAAUUGUUUUAAAGAUAAAUGUUUAAUUGUGUACAUUUGAAAAUUAAAGUAAGUAUAUACUUUG